AUGAAAGUUUUGCAGAGAACAUCUUCUAUAUGGGCCCGGCCUUCCUAUGUUUUAACGGGAAUAAGGGCAGAAACUACACGCGCCCGCGCUGUCCAUUCCUCAACUUUUAAGUCUGCCGUAGCGCAUCCGAUAAAUGUUCACGGGCCUCCCCCAAAAGCUCCAGUCCCAUCACCGGAGUAUAAUGAACGGAUUGAACGACGCAGGAAACAAUCGGAAUUGUUAAGACAAGACAAGGAUACAUUAGCGGCGAAAGGAGGAGCAGCAAGUCCUCUGCGAAAACGGUUCUGGAAAGAUGUCCACGUGAAAGAAGCAGCCGGUGAAGCGAACUCUAUAACUCUAAAGGGUUACCAGGUCCUUUUAGAUUCUCGACCGAUACGUACCCCGGCCAAAACUAUCCUGAAUAUACCACGUUCGAAACCUCAUCUUGCACACGCGAUAGCGCUCGAAUGGGACCAACUCGUGUCGGCUCAACAAGCUCUGAGACAUCACUUAAUCCCCUUGACUUCUCUCACUGCACGAGCUGAAGACAUUGUUCAACAGGACUCACGGGGCGAGAGUACUAUCCGAAACGAGAUUAUGCGAACAUUGAUGAGAUACCUUGACACCGAUACCCUUCUGAGCUGGGCACCGCAGAAAGGGCCCUACGACAUUGACAGCACAGAGGGAGCUGAAGAAGCUCCUAGAUCGCUCCGAGAUUUACAGAUCCGCACCGCUCAGCCGAUCAUCGGAUUUUUAACAACCGUCGUAUGGCCAGGGAUUGAAAUCAAACCCGUUCUCGAAGAAGAUAGCAUCCUGCCAGUUUCCCAACCCCAGAUGACGAAGGAGGUGAUUCGCGGAUGGAUCACCGGCCUUCCGGCAUAUGAAUUGGCGGGUUUAGAGAGAGCUGUCCUUGCCAGCAAGAGUUUGCUAAUCGGGGUGAGGCUCGUUGUCGAAUGGAGCGAGCAUUUCCGCGAUCUCCAGCCGGGGGGAAGGAGAACCUUUGGCAUUGAGAAAGCCGCCGAGGCAUCGAGUCUCGAGGUUAAAUGGCAGACCGAGCAAUGGGGGGAAGUUGAAGAUACACACGACGUGGAGAAGGAGGAUUUGAGGAGGCAGCUUGGGAGCGCUGUUCUCUUGGUUAGUGGGGAGCGGAGGUGA
Coccidioides posadasii C735 delta SOWgp is the source of this 1134-nucleotide messenger RNA. The record is from RefSeq and is a predicted model, not a curated record. NCBI's taxonomy places the organism in Eukaryota, Fungi, Ascomycota, Eurotiomycetes, Onygenales, Onygenaceae.